Microcebus murinus (gray mouse lemur) is the source of this 557-nucleotide messenger RNA. It is a transcript of the gene DEFB123, whose product is annotated as defensin beta 123. NCBI's taxonomy places the organism in Eukaryota, Metazoa, Chordata, Mammalia, Primates, Cheirogaleidae. Gene Ontology annotation, biological process: innate immune response. The record is from RefSeq and is a predicted model, not a curated record. Gene Ontology annotation, cellular component: extracellular region.
AGGACCAAAGGAGGCGUGUCCGCUCGGGGGCGUGGGGGCUGCAGGGGCGGCUGAGCGCGGGCGCGCGCGCGGCUGAUCCCAGGGCGCGGGAGCCAGGGCCAGGCACGCCCCUGUCGUCGCAUCCGAUUUGCGGCUUCGCCUUGAGCGGUCUCCAGCCAUGAAGCUCCUUUUGCUGACUUUGGCUACGCUGUUGCUCUUGUCCCAGCUCACUCCAGGUGGCACCCAAAGAUGCUGGAAUCUUCAUGGCAGAUGCCGCCAUAAAUGCUUCAGGAAGGAAAGGGUCUAUGUUUACUGCACAAAUAGUAAAAUGUGCUGUGUGAAGCCCAAGUACCAGCCGAAAGAAAAGCCUUGGUCAUUUUAGGUGCUUUGAAGCUUAAAGCCAUGAAAAUGCAGAUGAAGCUGCCCUGAAUCCGACCCCGCUGGAUGCCUGAGCUCUACCAAUAAACACCUCUGGAUGACCCGUGUCUGCCUGCCAGUCUGCCCAGCAGUUCUCAGGAACUUCCUUUCAGGGGGUUUGGGAUGUUUGCAUAAUAAAGCAUUAUUUGCCCUUUUUUAAA